UCAAAAGUUCGUUUCAGUAUCAUUGUUCAAAUCAACGUUUUUCGAGUGACAACCAUAGAGGCAUCAAGCAACAUGUUCAAGUUCAUCCUUCUGCUCGCAUCUUUGGCCUAUGCCAGCGCUGGACAUGUCGACUCUCAUGCUGCUCCAAUAGCUGCCAACUACGCCCCGGCUGCAGCAGUGAGUUACAGCACGGUUACCCGUACCCAUUCUCUUCCUGUGGCCCACGGAAACGCCCACUCUAAUCUCCACCACGGAUAUAUCCACUCACACAACAAUCACCACGUGUACGGACACAAUUUCGCCCCAGCUCACUCCUAUGAAGAUGGCUACGCUCAAUACCUGGCCAAUGACCACUACGGAUAUUCCCGACAUGGAGCUCCACUGAUCGCCAAGCAUGUCACCGUAGCCCAUGUUCCAGUGCAUCAUCACCACGCGUAUGCCGAUAAUGUGGUAGCUGCCCCAGUUUUGGCCGCUCACGGAUACAACUAUGGCGGAGCUCAUCAUCUCGGUUACAACAAUCACCACGGACAUCAUGGUUAUUGAAAUGGUUUUCAAAUAUUAAUGAAAUUUUGGAAUAGGACAUUGUUAUGAUCUGUUGAAAAGAA
Messenger RNA from Aedes aegypti (yellow fever mosquito), 605 nucleotides. Its product is annotated as histidine-rich glycoprotein-like. The record is from RefSeq and is a predicted model, not a curated record. Bases 73 to 543 code for a protein of 156 amino acids. The transcript has 2 exons. NCBI's taxonomy places the organism in Eukaryota, Metazoa, Arthropoda, Insecta, Diptera, Culicidae.